ACCCUUUACGAGGUCAGCGUGAAAAUCAAAAAGAUAAUGGGAUCGUUGAACCUUGUUUGCCCGAUGUGCUGUGGCGAAACGUUUAACAAUCCACAGUCGUUAAAGUACCAUUUAUUAAGCAUGACGGACAACCUAUACUGUCCUGGUUGUUCGCAGCGAUCCGACUCGGUAAUGGCACUCAUUCAGCAUUUGGAUCGGUGUGGACAGAGUGUUGAAUCUGAUGAUGUACCACCUGAGCCCAAGCAUGAACCUGGACAAGAGGCUCAACAGGAGUCUGAACCGGACACAGAGGUGCUAAUGGAUGCAAAUGUUGAGGGGAUAGAUCAAAGUUUCCUAGCAACGGUAAAUGACAGUGGAAUCAUGAUAGUUGGAGGGCCUCAAACUAUACAAGUUGACGAAAAUGGAGAUAUCAAAGUCGUAGAAAAGAUGGACACUGAAGAGGCAGAGAUGGAGCAAAAUCCUUUGGAAUUUAAAAUGGAAAAAGUUCCUACUAGCAAAGCAGAAGAAAAACCUUUGUCCCAAGACCAACUAGUUACAAUUUCCACUUCAAAAACAGAUGAUAAAUGCAGCAAUAAAAAUGUAAUUACUAUUUUACCUGAUGGCUCUGAACUGCUUGAUGGUGACACCAAUGCUCUGAUAAAUAUGGAUCACAUAAAUGAUGUAGGUGAAUUAGACGAAGAUGGGCUAUUACAUGUGAAGCAAGAACUUUGCGAGAUAGAACCGGAAGCAGUUUACAGUUGCACUAGUUGCGACAUGAGUUUCAAUUCUGUUGUGGAACACAUAAAACAGUUUCACGACGGACAAGAAGUAUUACUUGAAAUAGCUGAUCAGUUAGAUGAUAUACCAGCUGUACCUGCAGCUAGUACCUUACCUUCAGAAUCAGGAGGAAGCGUGGUUAAUACUCGCCAGAGACAGAGUAUGAAUACACUUCGUACAGAAGAAUGCGUAGACAGUGAAGGAAGAUUGUAUACAAGGAAAGUAGUACAAAUAGAAAGGUUCUGGGAUAGAAGUCCGGCUCAAACAUCGCUUCAAUCGGCCAAGGCACCAAUGAUUGAAAAAUUUUUUUCCAAUGUGGAAGGAGUAAAGGUACGCGAAAAGAGAUUGGAAGCAACUCCAAUGAGAAUGUAUAGAUGUAAUCAGUGCCUUCAGCAGUUCUCGAAAUUAGGAAAUUUUCGAGUACACGCGUGUCUCCAUGGCAAUAAUCGUUGCGACAGUUGUGAUCAAACAUUUGCAACACCCAAAGCGUUGCAACUACACGCGAAGGUACACGAGGGUGAACCUGAUCCAAAUCAAAAAACUUUCAUAUGUGAAACCUGUGGUACGGAGUUUUGUUCCCAUAAAAGUUUGCGUUUGCAUUCUCGAAUGCACGCUCCGGUGAGAGCAAGACACGUUGACGCACCUGAAGGGACGCCUAGUGGAACAUUUACAUGCCCCGAGUGUGGUAAAACAUUAGCGGAAUCGUAUAAAGAGGCGCAUAUGGCAUUGCACUCCGGUGAUUCUGUAACUUGCACAGUUUGCAAUAGAAAAUUUGAUUCUGCUGAUAGUUUAGCAAUGCAUGCUGCGGUACACACGGAACUUAGCCAACCACAUUCACCAACACCACCUGCCAUGGACACUGCAAGUAGUGAACCUUCAGAAAAUCAGAAACCGUAUCAAUGCCAGCAUUGUGGUCGAAGAUUUACAAGACCUCACGAGAAAGUAAAACAUGAACGUAUUCAUACAGGAGAGAAACCUCAUGCUUGCGAGGUUUGCGGUAAAACUUUCCGUGUAUCUUACUGUUUGACGUUACACAUGAGAACUCAUACCGGCGUCAGACCGUACGGAUGUCAACAUUGCGGCAAAAGAUUUAAAGCUUCUUCGGUGUAUAAUCAUCAUUUACUUACGCAUGGAGAAGAACGCGCGUACACGUGCCCGUAUUGCCCGAAAACAUUUAAAACACGCGUUCAACUUGCGGGACACAAGAACAGCCAUACUAAACCAUUUCGUUGCACCGAAUGUUCCCGGCCAUUUGCUUCAUUAUAUGCCGCGCGUGCUCAUAUACAAACGCAUAAAAAGGACAACAAUUUGAAGUUCAGUUGUUAUAUAUGCGGUGCAUCAUAUGGUAGAGCGUUCGCAUUAAAAGAUCAUUUGAAACAACAUGGUCAGGAUGUGCUAGCUCCACCUGAGCCAGCGAGGGAAGAGGAAAUUCCAGAAGGAGAAGAGUUUUUACUAGCUGAAGAAGAAGUUGAAGAUGACGAGUUGGUUAUACCAUCGCCUUUACCGGUUGCACAAUCCUCAGAAGCUGACGACACGGAAUGAGACUAUAAAAGCUAGUCAAAUGUUUGUUAUAAAUUAUACUUCAAUAUUGUUCACCCCGACGGGAAAAAAAAGAUAACGGAUAGGCUUCUAUUUUAUGUAGUGUUCAAAGACUAUCUGCAAAAGUUUCUAUUCAUGCAUUGAAUAGUAAGAAAUUUUAGUUUUUACGGACAAAUAAUAUUCUGAUAAGAACUGCUGCUGUGACUAGAAAUGAUAGUAUUUGUUUGUAAAUAACUUAUUAUAAAUUUUGUAUAUCCUCAUCGGUAAUGUGUGGAUAGGUAAUAUUACGUAUGAAUAGCAAUUGUAUUAUGAUAGACUGGUUUUACCGUGUUUGUUUAAUAUAUUGAAGUAAA
Molecule: messenger RNA, 2648 nt
Organism: Osmia lignaria (orchard mason bee)
Lineage: Eukaryota; Metazoa; Arthropoda; Insecta; Hymenoptera; Megachilidae
Biological process (GO): regulation of transcription by RNA polymerase II
Cellular component (GO): nucleus
Molecular function (GO): RNA polymerase II cis-regulatory region sequence-specific DNA binding; DNA-binding transcription activator activity, RNA polymerase II-specific
Source: RefSeq, a predicted model, not a curated record